Molecule: messenger RNA, 1193 nt
Organism: Thamnophis elegans (Western terrestrial garter snake)
Lineage: Eukaryota; Metazoa; Chordata; Lepidosauria; Squamata; Natricidae
Gene: RHOG
Product: ras homolog family member G
Exons: 2
Coding region: 526-1101 (191 amino acids)
Biological process (GO): cortical cytoskeleton organization; establishment or maintenance of cell polarity; regulation of cell shape
Cellular component (GO): cytoskeleton; plasma membrane; cytoplasmic vesicle
Molecular function (GO): GTPase activity; GTP binding; protein kinase binding
Source: RefSeq, a predicted model, not a curated record
AAGGGAGGCGCUUCCCCAGCCUUGGAUCAGGGUGCGGAGGGGGGGGGGGGCUUCCCUUGCGCCCCAUCCAGGCUCUCCCGCCCCCCUCCUUCCAAAGACCCCCGAGCGUCCCAGGCGGCCCGCAGCCCCCGCUCUGCUUUUUCCUCCUUGCUGGGAAGGGGGUGACCUUAACCGGACGCGGCAGAGACUUUCGGGCAGCCCGCCCAGAUGUUCUACAGCCCCUCCCCACGGCCGGGGGGCUUCUAAUCUCGGGAGCCCCGAAGCCAAGAAGGGGGGGGACGAGCGUGGCCGGCGGGGGUCCUCCGCUUGCGGCCGCUCCGCCCCAGCCCCGGUUCCCCCCCUCCUUCUCCCUCCCCGGGGCGGGGGCGGCGGGAAAGUUCCCCGUCGGCGGGCCGCCCCGCCUCGCGCACUUCCUCCGGCCGCGCAGACUUCCUCUUGCGCGCCGCCCGGGAGCACCGCCGCCGCCGCCGCCCGCUCGCCAUGAGCUCAGGCCGCUGAGACGGAGCGCCCUGGAGAGCCGCCGCAAUGCAGAGCAUCAAGUGCGUGGUGGUGGGUGACGGGGCGGUGGGCAAGACCUGCCUGCUCAUCUGCUACACCACCAACGCCUUCCCCAACGAGUACAUCCCCACCGUCUUCGACAACUACAGUGCCCAGAACACGGUGGACGGCCGGACCAUCAGCCUGAACCUGUGGGACACGGCCGGGCAGGAGGAGUACGACCGGCUGCGCACCCUCUCCUACCCACAGACCAACGUCUUCAUCAUCUGCUUCUCCAUCGCCAGCCCGCCCUCCUACGAGAACGUCAAGCACAAGUGGUACCCGGAGGUCUGCCACCACUGCCCCGACGUGCCCAUCCUCCUGGUGGGCACCAAGAAAGACCUGCGCAGCAACCCGGAGGCCCUGAAGAAGCUGAAGGAGCAGAGCCAGCUGCCCGUCAGCCCCCAGCAGGGCACCGGCCUCGCCAAGCAGAUCCACGCCGUCAAGUACCUGGAGUGCUCGGCCCUCAACCAGGAGGGCAUCAAGGAGGUCUUCACCGAAGCCGUCCGGGCCGUCCUCAACCCCGUCCCCCCCAAGCCCAAGAAGGCCUGCCGGCUGCUUUGAAGGGGCCCCCGCUGCCCUCUGCUUAUGCCCAGGCGCCCCCCCCCUCUGCUUGCCCAAACUCUGCUUCCAAGGGUGGAUCCGGGGCCGGCCUG